Adineta ricciae is the source of this 939-nucleotide messenger RNA. The record is from the annotation of a GenBank genome assembly. Lineage: Eukaryota; Metazoa; Rotifera; Eurotatoria; Adinetida; Adinetidae.
AUGAUGUUAAAAGAUUCGAAAUUUUCGUCCCAUCUUCUUCAUCUUUCACAACUACAAACAAUUAAUCAUAAAACAUUGGAUGAAUAUCGAGAUCGUUUGAAAACUUACGAAGAUUAUCUUUGGUUUGGCAAACCUGAUCGUAUCUCAGCAAUUGAAUGUGCACGUCGCGGAUGGACAUGUCAAAACAAUGAUUUAAUUAAAUGCGCGAAUUGCCAUGCAGAAAUCAUUGCACAAUUGCCAAGUGUUUUAAAUAUUCACGAAUAUACGGAACGUGUCGAGAAUAUCGCUCGAUCGUUAGUCGAUGCUCAUCAUCGGUACUGUGUUUGGAAAUUUAUGAUUAUUCCAGAAUCAGUGAUACAACUCACUGAUAUUUAUUCCAAUGAAACAAUAAAUAAGUUUGUAAAAGAAGCAGAAGAAUUUUUACUGCAAUUUCAACAGAUUGAUCUGGUUGGACAACUAAAAACAAAUUUUCAAAUUGAAGCAACAGAUUUUGACCUCUUAUCAAGUUCAUAUUUGAACGAUCCACGUUUACUAUCAGCUUUUAAAAUCCUUGUUUUCUAUUGGAAACUGAAAGGUUCUUCAUUAAGUUGUGAAAAAUGUUGCCGAGAAAUUUCAAUUAAUCGGAAUCAUCUAAUAUUGGAUCCAAUUGCAUCUCAUCGAGCUUGGUGUCCUAUUCUGAAAAAUGAGCAAUGGAAAAAACGAAUUGAACAAAUUGAAACCAUUCUGCACGCAAAAUCUCGUCAUAAACUCGAAGAAAUUCAGUCGAUCAAUGAUCAUACCGAACAGAUUCUUCCCGAUAUUAUUUCCACGCAGAAUCUUUUCCAUGAGUUAAUACCGAGCAAAGAAUAUUAUCGUUCGUGUGUACAAAGUACCUAUGUGGAUAACACUCCAUCGUCGGAGUUGGAGCACUCAACUAACAAUUCCAAGUCAACAGAAUGA